This is a messenger RNA of Leguminivora glycinivorella, 887 nucleotides long. RefSeq names its product UPF0389 protein CG9231. The record is from RefSeq and is a predicted model, not a curated record. Bases 81 to 494 code for a protein of 137 amino acids. Lineage: Eukaryota; Metazoa; Arthropoda; Insecta; Lepidoptera; Tortricidae. The transcript is spliced from 2 exons.
GAUGAGCAGGAGGGAAGGAGGAAAAACUACACUUUGUCAUUGUUUUCGCAUUCGAGCAUACUACUGUGCGCGUUCAAAAAAUGAUUAAACAUUUUUUUCCUAGAACGACUGCGUUAUGUUUAGUGAGAAGGAUGUGUACUCCUGCCACCCCGCCACCGACACCCUCAUCGGGUUCGUCUUCUGGUUCCAUGUCGGCAAGAUACCGACCAACAGAUUUUCAGAAGUUUAUCCUUGUUUGGACCAAGAAAUAUAAAAGCAAGGAGGAAAUCCCUACAUUUGUCUCAGCAGAGAUUAUUGAAAGGUCCCGCAGUGAAGCUCGCAUUAAAAUCUCAAAUGUUCUCAUGCUCCUGACUGCUCUCGCAAGUUUUGGUGCCAUAUUGGCAGGAAAGGCGGCCGCUAAAAGAGGAGAAUCUGUCCAUCAAAUGAACAUGGACUUCCACAAACAAUAUAGAGCUGAGCAGGCUGAGAAGGAAGCAGCGGCUGCUGCUAAGUAGAACAUAACCAGAGUUGUGUCUUGAGCCAUACCAGCCCAAAUAUUGUAGUCACUAAAUUCUUGCGCCUGCUUGCAGAUGAUAAUAAGUGUUGUGUACUUUAGAUAUUAUUAGAAUAAGUAUUGAAUGCAAUAAAACAUUUUUAACUCAAAUCUAUUUAUAAUAUAUACACUAUAGGCUCAAAAACAGGUUUUGCAAUUCUCAGUCUUCAUAUAUUUUCAUAAGUUGUCAGGCUUGUAAUAGCUUCUACACUUCUCUGUAAACAGCUUUGUUGUUUUUUCACGGAUCACCUCUUCCACACUCAGUUCAGUUUGCAGAAGACGUAGCUGUGGAGAAACCAAUAAUAUUUAUAAGCAUUAUGUGUCAUAUAUUUUAAUAAAAAAUUUACAUAUUCUA